AUGGUUCAAAAGGGCGCAGAAACGCUGAAGCGAUGGACUGCCAACAGCCUCUACUUUGUGCAGGGGUUUGCGAAGAAGGCGGCACAGGCCAGCAAGGAGGUGGCCGCAGAGAUCAAGGCGAAGGAGAGCACAAAGACAAGUGGCGCGGAUCACAUGAAACGAGGAGCAGAUCUGUUUGAGACGAAGCCCGCGUCUGGCGCAGGAACUGCUGGAACCAACUGGAAGUCCUUUGCUGAAGGCUUGGGCGGAGCGGGUGCGAAGAUCCCCGGUUACUCGCUGGGCCUACUCAAGAAUGCGAUCACCAGCGUUGGUGGCGUGAUCCUCCCCGGCUGGAGCAUGCGAAGGAUUGGCUGGGUUGCCGGCGCUGGCUUCGUGGUUGGCUUCUUCGUUGGCAAGAAGUUUGGAGGAGUGCAUGUGCACCUGACCACGCCCGCCCUUCCUCCCGGCUACACCCUGCCGCCCGCCACGCAACUCGCAGCCACAUCCACCGCCGCUGCCGCACCCGCCGCCACAGCCUAA
Acanthamoeba castellanii str. Neff is the source of this 519-nucleotide messenger RNA. RefSeq lists its product as uncharacterized. Bases 1 to 519 code for a protein of 172 amino acids. The record is from RefSeq and is a predicted model, not a curated record. The transcript is spliced from 5 exons. NCBI's taxonomy places the organism in Eukaryota, Discosea, Longamoebia, Acanthamoebidae.